This is a messenger RNA of Linum trigynum, 4396 nucleotides long. The record is from the annotation of a GenBank genome assembly. Lineage: Eukaryota; Viridiplantae; Streptophyta; Magnoliopsida; Malpighiales; Linaceae.
AAAAGUGAAAUAUUGUGUGUAUAUUUUUCAAAUUACAUGUGAGAGUAGGUCGUCCGCCCAGUACCUACGCGACGGGAUUGAAAAUUGAGGUACACGCUCCGCCUCGCCUCAUUGCCAUCACUGCAUUCAUUCCAUUUCAAAACCACAACAUUUUACGGUCGAGCCGGAAAUAAAUAGUGGUCCGACCAAUGGCUUGCAGAAGACGAUCUUCAUGCCCGGUUCUGGUCGAAUCUGAUCCAACCGACCGGUUUGAUAGUGAUUUGACAACCUAAGUAGACAAUUACUUCAAAUUCUUAAAUAAUUAAAUAAUUUAGAGACAUUGGUGGCAGACUGACGGUGACGGUGGCGAUGAUGGUGGUGGGGGCGGUGGUGGCUGGUGGUGAUAAUUUUAGCUUUAGAGGGGAGAGGGCAAAGCUUGGCCUGCUGGCAAAUUCUUCAGAAAAUGCCACACCUCUUAUUAUCCUCUUCAAUCGAGGAGCUUUUCUGCCUUUUCUCUUUCUUUCUUUCUUCCUUCCCUCUCUCACUCUCUCUCUAUUUCAUCAUUCAUGGAGGAUUGGAGGAGAUCCAAGUAAACCAGACUUUUACCCCAUAAAUCCUACAGCAUCAUCUCCCUCCCUCCCUCUUCUCUCUUUUGUCCAAAUACCCACAACAGGAAAACGUUAGCUUCCUUUUCACACCCAAAAAAAUCAAAUACCGGCAAGCAUUUUUCCUCCAUUCUCUCUCUCUCUCUCUCUUAGACUCUCAUCUUGGCGUCAUUCUUCUAAGCUGGGAAAGCUAAACCCAGGUUUAUACUCUCCCUCCUCACUCUCUCUCUCUCUCUCUGUUUUUAUGUUCAGUUUUUAUUACAUUAAUGGCUGAAUUGAUUCAUGAUGUAAGCCUUUUUGUACCCCAUUUCCGGCCGAGUGUGAAGAUACAUUUUCCCUUCUGAGAUUGGGAAUUUUUUGUUCUGGGUCUCAUACCUGAUCACUUGUAGCGUACAGGGUAAUAAUAAAGCUGCAGCCUUGAUCAGAGCUUCUGCACUUGUUUCAUAUAGAUCUUUGGUAGUCCAGUUUGCUUUUGGGGGUAAAAGCCAACCACCCCACAUCUCAGAUCUUGCAUCCUGUAUGAAUAGUAAUAGUAAUUAGCUAGCUAGGCUAGUGUGCAAAACGAAAGCCACACCCAACAACUUCGCCACCCAGAUUCCCAAAACCAACCACCCCACAUCUCAGAUCUUGCUCUAGCUUGUGAAGCUCCUGGAGGCGGGCAACUCAGGAAACUAGCGUUGCUGUGGACUGUGGUUGUUGUAAAGCUCGCUCAUUUCGCCCCAUUCGACUUCAGAUCUCUAGCAUAGCAUUAGCAGGUGACUUACAUAUUUCAUUCUUCAUCAUAUCUAUCUCAGUCUCACAUCCAAUCUCAGAUCUUAAGAUGAAUGAUCAUUAUAACCGUAUAAUAUAACCCUCCCUUGUCCUAUGUCUGGCAAUGCUUUAGUGCUCUUCCUUAAUUUGGGUGCUUAGUUUUCCUCCUCCCUCAGUUGAUCGAUCAGAUGUAAAAAAUGGGGUCUGGAGUGUCUGUCGGGUAGGGGAUUAGUAAGCUAGGCGCUUAAUUUGAGUUUUUACAGGGCAAAUAUGGAGUCUUCACUUCCAGUUUCUCCUGGCUCAUAGCUUUAGUGAAGCCAGGAUUCAUUGUUUUUUUUUCUUCUUCAAACGCUUCCAUAGUCUCAAGUGUUGGUUUGUGUGUUUACAGGUUUCCUGUCCUACAUAAACCCAAACCAGUGCCAUGCUCAAGCAAAUCCUCAGCAAAAUCCCCCGCAAGUCCUCGAAACCUGACCCAAUAGAUGCCACCACGGUGAUCGACACUGGUACCAACAACAAUCCUGUUUCCAACUCGAGCAAUGGUGCCCCCUGUAGUACUACUACAAAUGGAGGGAACUCAUUUUCAAGCCGGCUGAAUGUCGUCAAAAGGGUAUCUUCAGCAGUUUUCCCUUCAAGCAUUAUGUCAGGGGGAGUAGAUGCCGCAGUUGAGCCCCAUAUCUCCUUCAAAGACAUCUCACCCCUACAAAAGCAGAACCUCUUUAUCAGCAAACUAAACUUCUGCUGCGAGAUCUCCGACUUCAGCGAUGCACAUCUAGACCUCAAACGAGAAGCAUUGGUCGAGCUCCUCGAUUUUGUCUCUUCUGGUUCUGCCAAGUUCACCGAACCAGCCAUUUCUGCCAUUUGCAAGAUGUGUGCUGCAAACCUCUUCCGUGUCUUCCCUCCCAAGUACCGUAAUUCUUCCAAUGCCACAGAAACAGAUGAUGAAGAGCCCAUGUUCGACCCGGCUUGGUCGCAUUUGCAACUUGUGUACGAGCUGCUACUUCGGUUCACAAGUUUGGUCGAUGCUAAAGCGGCUAAGAAGCAAGUGGAUCACUCCUUUGUUUUGAGACUGCUCGACCUAUUCGAUUCCGAUGAUCCAAGAGAGAGGGACUGUUUGAAGAGCGUUCUACAUAGGAUUUAUGGCAAGUUCAUGGUGCUGAGACCAUUUAUAAGGAAAGCAGUGAGCAAUAUCAUCUACCGUUUUGUUUAUGAGACCGAACGGCACAAUGGGAUUGCUGAGCUAUUGGAGAUAUUUGGGAGCAUUAUUAGUGGGUUUGCCUUGCCAUUGAAGGAAGAGCAUAAGUUGUUUCUGUGGAGGGCUUUGAUGCCGUUGCAUAAACCUAAGUCGGUGGGUAUCUAUCAUCAGCAGUUGGCAUAUUGCAUUGUGCAGUUUGUGGAUAAGGAUCCUAAACUUACCGGUGAUGUGAUCAAAGGGUUGUUGAAGUACUGGCCGGUGACUAAUAGUCAGAAGGAGUUGAUGUUUAUAAGUGAGGUAGAGGAGAUGCUGGAAAUGACCAGCAUGGAUGAGUUUCAGAAGGUUAUGGUGCCUUUGUUUCGAAGAAUUGGUGGCUGUCUGAAUAGCUCCCAUUAUCAGGUGGCAGAACGAGCACACUUGUUAUGGAACAACGAGCGAAUUGUCAACCUCGUCAUCCAUAACCGACAGGUGAUAGUUCCGAUUGUGUUUUCAGCACUCGAGCGCAACAGUCAGAACCACUGGAAUCAAGCAGUCCUCAACCUAACGCAGAACAUAAGGAAGAUGUUUCUGGAAAUGGAUGAAGAGCUGAUGCUCGCCUGCCAAUGUAAGUUGGAGGAAGAACAGUCCAAGUCGAACGUGGUGGCCGAGAAGAGGAGACUGACUUGGGAAAACCUGGAAAGUGCAGCUGGUGGAGCUACAGGUUUCAACAACCCGAUUUCCAACACCAUCAACUUAGCUCAUGUCGAGUCAGCCUCCUGUUCUGUUGCCUGCUAGUUUGGCCACUAGCACUGAGAGGACAGCAACCAUUAGCUUCGCGAUGCAGCAUAAGUAACCACACAUUCUUCUCUACGCAUUCCCGUGGGUGGCGAGUAGGGAUGCUGUUUGUAGUUGUGUUAAAAAGGAUUGGUAAAUGUUUAGGGUUGCUUGGGACAUACGCAAUGGGAUGGAUGAGGUGGUGGUGGUGAGAAUUCGACGAGCCCCUCAAAAGCCUUUUGCACUAUGAAAGUAUGUGUAUUAUGAAAGGCUGUUUGUUUUCAGUUGUGCCCCCCCAAUUUGUUGCAGGUUCUAACCUUAGCAAGAGAGAUUAUUCAUUUUUAUUGAAAAAGCUGUUUGCUUCGGUACUUGUAUAGCUAGUUAAUGCAGUUUGCUUUCCCACCCAAUUUUCCAGAUCAUCAGUUCUUCUUGCUAGCUCUGUUGUUAUUCAAAGACUGGUUGCUUCCUGCACCUGAUUUUGUAUGUUUAGCACGUCCUUUUGUUACCAUUGCUUGGACAAUCAUAUGCAUUUUUUCGAUAAUGUCGGUUGAACCAAGGGACAAGUUGGACGUCCUUCUCUAAUGAUCCAAAGUUCUUGCAACUGCAUAACCCACAACGAAAAUGCAGAAGCCAACAAAAUCUGCAGAUUCAGAACCUGUUUCAUGAGCUGGGUUUCCCAGGAAGUAGGAAAAUGACUGUGAGAAAUGGCGGUAAUCUCUUGGUAGUGUAGGGAUGUGGAAGAAGUGAGCGAUUUAUGGAAGUUUGGGGUAUGGCCAGCAGCAGCAGUAUCAGACAUGGCCGACCAGCAUCAAUCCAUAAUCAUAGUUUUCUCCGCAAUUUCUAACAGCCCUCAAUCAGGGUUGGAAUCCCGGCAACCGAAUGGAUCAUUACACUUCUUCACAAGGGACCAAAAGGGAUAAUUCAUGAGUGGGAAUCAUUACCGGCAUUGACCGCAUCAGCUCAUCAUUCUAGUUAUAUCUGAUCCCACCAAUCAAUAGAUAGACUGCAGAAAUGCUUCUCCAAGGGUUCAUAAGAAAAUUGUGUGCAAAUGCACUUAUUGGGUUUAUGAUAUGGAAAGAUUACAAGUGAGCUCUUGAAGUAAAAUUAAUUAGCUUCU